Molecule: messenger RNA, 399 nt
Organism: Penicillium taxi
Lineage: Eukaryota; Fungi; Ascomycota; Eurotiomycetes; Eurotiales; Aspergillaceae
Product: histone H2A
Exons: 3
Coding region: 1-399 (132 amino acids)
Cellular component (GO): nucleosome
Molecular function (GO): structural constituent of chromatin; protein heterodimerization activity; DNA binding
Source: RefSeq, a predicted model, not a curated record
AUGACUGGAGGAAAGUCCGGCGGUAAGGCUAGCGGUGCCAAGAACGCUCAGUCCCGUUCUUCCAAGGCUGGUCUGGCCUUCCCUGUUGGUCGUGUCCACCGUCUGCUCCGUAAGGGUAACUACGCCCAGCGUGUUGGUGCCGGUGCCCCCGUCUACCUCGCCGCCGUCCUCGAGUACCUCGCUGCUGAGAUCCUCGAGUUGGCUGGUAAUGCCGCCCGUGACAACAAGAAGACUCGUAUCAUUCCUCGUCACCUGCAGCUCGCCAUCCGUAACGAUGAGGAGUUGAACAAGCUUCUCGGUCACGUUACCAUCGCCCAGGGCGGUGUCCUCCCCAACAUUCAUCAGAACCUCCUCCCCAAGAAGACCCCCAAGGCCGGCAAGGGUAGCCAGGAGCUUUAA